Molecule: messenger RNA, 5088 nt
Organism: Rhizopus microsporus ATCC 52813
Lineage: Eukaryota; Fungi; Mucoromycota; Mucoromycetes; Mucorales; Rhizopodaceae
Product: ras GEF
Exons: 5
Coding region: 30-4745 (1571 amino acids)
Biological process (GO): positive regulation of GTPase activity; Ras protein signal transduction
Cellular component (GO): plasma membrane
Molecular function (GO): guanyl-nucleotide exchange factor activity
Source: RefSeq, a predicted model, not a curated record
CCCUUUUUUCUUUUAUUUUUUAUCGUUCAAUGAUAGAUCGUUCAAUAUCUACUGCUAAUUCUUGGUCUCCAGCUGUAAACAAAUUUCAAAUCCCGACACAAGAUCAUGAGCGUAUUAACAGUGAACAUAGAACAACAGCUAAAUUAAUGCCACUACAAGAUAAUGAGUCAUCAUCGACACCAAGAAAGAGAAAUAACUCACUUAUACCAGUGGAACUCAUGAUGAACACAACAGGUGAAGCAGGAAGAGAAUGUGCUGCUCUAGCAACUGUCUUUGGUGUACCCGAAUAUGUUGAUUCGAAAAUAUUUUGGGAGCGACAGUUAGAGAGAACAUCUGAAAAUAACAAGUAUGGUUAUGUCGCUGUCAAUAAUGUCUCUGUCAUGAGUCGACCGUUGUCCAAUUCACCGCUAUUGACCAAUACGGAAGACAUGGCACAAAGCCAUGCCAUCUCGUCCUACGUUGACUCUGUACUUGGACAAGUUGCCACGUUCAAUCCUUCACUGGGUCCUACUCCAACACCUACAAAAAGCUUCGCAUUACCAAAAAUUCCUAGCGUGAGCAAAUUUAACGAUGUAUUACCUGAAGACGAACAGGGCUCAGAAUUCAUGUUUCCUGCCAACCCUUCUUCUAUCAUUAUUCCAUCCAUGGUUCGAUCAGAAUCCUAUUCAUCAAUCAACAGUGCUUAUUCCUCGCUCCAGAAAGAAAAAAUAAAUCAACCCGCUGGCGAAGUUGAUUCUAAAGAGGAUCCCUUCAUGCUUGGCACUCCAGAGAUAUUUGACUUUAUUACUUCUGACGAAGAUGAAAGGUUCAUUAUAUGGGGACCCGAUCCAAUCAUACUCUCGUCCUCCAUGGCAACAGCAACCAGUUUAACGCCAGAGAGACCUUCUUCGUAUGCGACCCUUUACAACAAUCAACACAGUCGUCCUGAACUCAAGGGGUUCUCGUCCAACACGACAUCAACUUUAAUUCGGAGUAAGUCAGUUCAAAAUGAAAAGAAUGGCCGUUUUGGGUCUGUACGUCUCAGUGAUUUACGAAAGCCUCUCAAACAUUCUUUAUCGUCCAUCACUCACAAAGACGGGGAUAAUAACAACAGUGGUCAUAGUGGAGGCUCAUUCUUAUUGAGGAAAGCAUUUGGUAUUAAAAGAUCUAGCAAAACCUAUUCGAAUGACUCAGCGAGUAUAUCUACCGCUGACACAACAGCAGCCAGUAUCCCAACUUCCUUGGCAGACAUACCUAAAGUGAUUGAAGCUGCAACAAUACACAAACUUGUUGAAAAGUUAACGAAUACGCUUGAUUACACUUUUAUGACUGAUUUCUUUUUGACUUAUCGAGACUUUCUUCGCUCAGAAGAGCUUUGCCAGCUUUUAAUAUCAAGGUUCACUUGGGCCUUACAGAACGAUGAAGAAAACAGGCGUAUUGUAAGAAUAAGAACAUUCGUUGUCCUUCGACACUGGCUCAGUAAUUACUUUGUUCACGACUUUAUCGGCAACUACAACCUGAGGAAACUGCUGACUGAUUUCUUAAACAAACUCGCGCGCCAUCCGCUCGUCAAGGCUUCACCACGAGAUCAACGAAUUGUCAAGACACUCAAACGAGUCGUACGUCGAUUAAAAAAGUUGUACUACACACGCUCUUCUGCAGCAUCGCGUGUCAAGAUUAUCGCACCACCACCUCCGACAUUUGAACAGGAGCAGAUGGGAGAGCUUGUACGUGCUAAGCUUUCUCAAAAUGUCAUUCGUCGAAAAACAGCCAUUCGCGUGGAUAUGAGUGGAGAUCAUCAUGGGAACAUGGCUGUGCAGGACGCACGCUAUGCACCUGUUGUCGUCGUUGGCAGUGUUAACAUGAAGACAAGCAUGAUUGAGUCUGGUGUAGAGUGUGCGUCAAAAUCAUCUCAAUUGCGUCGAUAUCCUUCACAAGUAUCUGCACCGUCCGUGGUAACAGCUCAACAUCCAGAGGAGUCCCUGUCUUAUCACAGAUACGACAAAAGUGCAGUUGAAAUGCCUGAAGCCGAGACGAAAUCACGUAGAGCAAGCUCAAUUGCAAGCGUUGCUUCUGAAGACUCGUUAGAAAGUGACAUUAGCGCAGGAAAAACGAUACCUGACGAAACAGACGAUGAGGACUGUCAGUCUCACCUACAAGAUUCCUUUACAGAAUACGAUGAACAUGACCUCCAUUGGCUCCGUGAGCAACAAGAGACUAUUGAAUAUUUUAAAGCAUUGGCAAGACAACAGGAAGAAGAAAGGGAACAACAUCUAUCUGAUGAUAACGGUGCAGAGUCAUCUAAAGAUGACACCAAAACCAAGCCUUCGGAGCUUGUGAACCUCGUAAAAUCAGAUAUCACAAGCGAAAACUCGGCUCCACCCAGCCCUAUAACACCAAAUGAUAUUUCAACAGCGAAUGAGCAUUCUGUGCGCCGUGUACCUUCAGAAAAAUGGUGCAGAGAUUCGACCACGGAGGACAACCGCCGAUCCAAACAAGAAUCGGACGUAUCUAAAGCUUUACCUGAAGAGUUAUUGAAGGAAUUGGAACCCGAAGAAGACGCAGUGACGAGAAGCACAAGUCCGUUAGGCUUGUCAAGAAAACUGUCCAAGAAGAGCAUCGAGCGACGAAAGAGCGAGAAAAACUUUCAGGAUAUUGCUUCAGGUCGGUCUUCAGCGGUUUCUUCGACAGCUACCUCCCCGCAUCUCAUAGGGACUGGUUCAAAUCGUGACGUGCCUGAGAUGCCUCCAUUGUCGCCAGAGAUGUUUGGUGACGGUAUCUCGGUCACUGUAUCCAACUCUAAAAAGAAGACACUUAAAAAGAAGAAAAGUGGGCUAAAGAAGAAAUCGUCAUUUCAAUCUUCAAAGAACGGUGUAGAGGAGUCUGCAGAUACGUUUGCUGCUAUACCGUACGAACAAACAGAGGAUCUGUCUCAAGAACAAACAAAACAUCAGGAUAUAAGCAGUAGUCAGUCGAACAAAUCACUUUCAAAACGAAAACUGACAAAAGCCAUUUCAAAAGUGUUCAAACAGAGUCAGCCUGAGGAUACAACCAAAGAUGAACCUGUCAAUGCUCCACAAAGCCUCCCGGAUAAAAGCAACAUCCAACCAGCCUCAGAAGAAAGUUCCAAAGAAAAUGAAAAGCAAGAGGUGGGUGGCCGCUUUGUAAGCUUAAUUGCUGAGCAACUCCGUAGCAACAUCAGUCGUGAUGAUUUUGAUAUUGAUUGUCAAUGUCGCAAAUGUACUGGAGACAAGGAUUCUACAGAAAUUUGUAAACGUUUCAGUGUGAUGCUUAUCCCUGAUGAAGAGCGUAGACGUAGUUUUGAGCUUAGAAGACGACGUGGUGCAAGCGUUGACAUGGGCAAUCGUAUGCCUGCCCAUCCGCUUGAUGACCCCUUUAGCAACCAACGAAGCAGCAAGACCUUUAAUAAUGGCCCUGUCUAUCUCGGUCAGCUCGACACAAAAUCCAUUAUUGAGUCGUGCGCUGACAAUAAGGGAACCAGCACGACGGUUCCACGUAUCGUUGAUGAUUCCGAUGAUGACCAUAGUACAGUCAGUUUUACUCCUUCCGAAAAAUCGAUUCAGACAGAAGGACAGGCAGGCUCCAGUAGAGCAGGAAGAGCGUCCAUGGUGUCCAAUAGCAAUCCACGACGAUCCAAGAUUAUGGAACUUGAUAUCCCACCAAUAUCUCCUGGUGAUGAGGCAUAUAAUGAUGGUGGAAGAUCGGUUAUUGGAGGAAUCAAUAUUCCACAGCACAUCACCAGCAGAGGCUCAUCCGGUAAAAGCUUCAUCAUGUCUUACCGUACGAGCAAGCUUGCCAGCCAAUUCUGCUUUAUCGAACGUGAUGUUUUAAUUAAAGUAGGAUGGGAAGAACUAAUUCAUUGUAAAUGGACAAAGAUGGAUGCUGAUGGAAAGAUAAAUCCAAACUAUGCUGAGCCGCGAGAGGAUGUUUUGUUUGAUGAUGGCAUGAAUACCACCGCUAUUAGUUACACAAGACAGUCCGAAAAAAGGCGUGCUCAGGGCCAAGGUAUUGAACAUGUCAUCCAGAGAUUCAACACAGUCUGUCAGUGGGUGUCUUCUGAAAUUGUACGAACAAAGAAUAUAAAUGACCGAGUCAAGCUUAUAGAGAAAUUCAUUCGACUCGCUAUGAAAUGUAAACUAUAUUCCAACUAUGCUACUCUUGUCCAAAUUUUGCUGGGUCUUCAAAGCCCUGCCAUUGCUCGCCUCGAAAAGACAUGGUCAAAAGUAAGCGUCAAGUACCAUAGACAACUCAACAAGUUGACAGAAUUCACAUCUCCCAUGAAAAACUGGAAACAUAUCCGUGACAGUAUGACGGAAGUGGCUGAGGAAUACGGAAACUCACCAGCAGAAGUACAGGUAGAAAUGCCAGGAACGAGCGCUGAUAAGCAAAAAUUCAAAAAGACAAGAAUCAAAAUCCCCUUUGGUGGAUGUAUACCUUUCCUUGGCAUUUACCUUUCUGAUCUAGUUUUCAACUCUGAAAAGCCAAAGUAUUUGAAACCAAAUUUAGAGAACCGCAGGAUAUAUAAUGCAAACACGACAAGGAAUCUUCCAGCUUGUCUUGAUCAGCCUUUGGUUAACUUUAGAAAAUACAGAGUCAUUGCUACUGUCAUCAAGAGAGUGCUUAUCUUUCAAGGAUUAGCUACGCGUUAUUCGUUUGAUGAAGAUCCUAUUUUGAAGGAAAUGUGUAGGAGCCUUGAAAUACUCGACGCUGCAACAAUAAGAGAGUUAAGUUCUCAAAUUCAAUAACAUGCUAAUUUCACGCUGGAAGUGAUUAUAAAUAUUCUAUAUACAUAUAUACUAUACAUACUAUUUCUUAUUUAUAUUUUACUAUAAACCAUAAUAUAUGUAAUCCACACUUCUGAAUAGUCAUUUUUAAUUCAACUGCCUUGUACUAACAACAUGCUUGAUGUCGUGCUUUUAGUCUAUUAUCAAAGUUGAGCAUUUUUAUUGACUCUUUUUAACACAAGUAUAAUGUAUAUGUAACCUGUCGUCAAUACGUUUCGCAAAUCGUUCCGUCUAAGGAGCAAACCAUAAGGAGGGCAUAUCACAUAGCUGAGGCAUUUGUGAAACGCAAAAAUUCGUGCUGAAG